UGUAAAUGCUGCUGGGAGGGGUGAACAGGAUGAGGCUCUGUGCAGGUAUAAGGAAGUGUUUCCACUGACAGACUAAAAACUUUUCUUCUUCAGCUUAGAAACACACCAGCUACUCUCUCCAACACCCAAAUAUGGCUGUCAGUAAAGAACCAACGUACAACAAUAAAGAGAUCCGGAUCGUGAUGGUGGGAAAGACCGGAUCUGGGAAGAGUGCAACAGGAAACACCAUCCUGGGAAAGAAAGAAUUUAUAUCAAGGUUCUCCUUUAAAUCUGUGACUGAAGGCUGCGCUAAGGCGUAUGGUGAGCUGGAUGGACAGAAGGUUUCUGUCAUCGACACUCCAGGUCUGUUUGACACUGAUACUGAUGAGGAGACGACACGUAAAAAUAUCUCCCAGUGUAUGGCUUAUGCUUCUCCUGGACCACAUAUCUUUCUGAUUGUCAUCAAACUGGGCCGAUUCACAGAAGAAGAAAAGAAGACGGUGGAGAAGAUUCAGCAAACCUUUGGAGAGGAAGCAAACAAAUACAGCAUGGUUCUCUUUACCCAUGGUGACCAGCUCAGUGGGAAACCUAUCGAGGAGUUCUUGAAGGAAAGCGAAGACCUGCAGGAGCUUGUGACCAAAUGUAACGACCAGUACCACGUCUUUGAUAACAACCUCUCUGAUAACAACCUCUCUGAUAGUUCUCAGACCAGAGAGCUGCUUAACAAGAUCAGAAAUAUAACAGAAAAGAACACAGGAAACCAUUACACCACUGAGAUGUUUCAGGAGGCAGAGAGGGCGAUUGAAGAGAAGAAACAGAGAAUCCUGAAAGAGAAAGAAGAGGAAAUGAGGAAAGAGAGGAAGGAACUAAUGAGGAAAAUAGAGGAAAAAUAUGAGCAAAAGUUAAAGAAAGUGGAGGAAGAUGCCAAGAAGAAGAAUCAGAGAAUCCAGAAAGAGAAAGAAGAGCAAAAGUGCAAAUUGAAGGAGGAACUGGAGAGGGAAAAUAAAAGAAAAACAUGAGAAAAAAUUAAAGGAAGCGAAGGAAGAGAUGGAAAAAGAACUAAAAGAGAAAAUGAAAGCACUGGAGGAAGAACAGGAAGAGAAGGCUAGAAGAGAGGCAGAGAACAGCUAUUUAGUGCUCGCAAAGAUUGGUCUUGGAAUUGCAUUGGUGGUAGCUGUUGGGGCUGUGGUGGCUAUGGGGCCUGUGGCAGCUGUGGUGACUGUGGGGGCUGUUGGGGCUGUGGGGGUUUUGGGGGCUGUGGCGGUAUUUAAAAAAUAACUACAGCUCAUUGUAUCCGACCUGAUGUACAUUAUAAUGUCAGUGUUUAAAACUGAUCUGUUGAUUCUCAAAUUACUCUCGCCUUUUCUUUUAGACAUAUUUUGAACACAAAACUAAAAGACUAAAGGGACUUUCAGACAGGACGCGGUGGGGGCUACGCGCUGCUGUCAAGACCAUUCAUUGUCUAUGUGUAGCUCUGCACAAGAGCGUAUCUGCACUCGGCCGAGCUGAGCUCAGCACAAGGUCUCGUUUGCCAGUUGGACCAAUAGUAACUGUCUGCAGUCUGCAAGACCCAAUUUCAAAUAUCUUUAUUUAUCUGUUAGGAACUUCAGUUGUGUAAAAAAAGCAUCAGUGUGCAUACAGCUCAGCACAACAAAA
Messenger RNA from Labrus bergylta (ballan wrasse), 1635 nucleotides. NCBI's taxonomy places the organism in Eukaryota, Metazoa, Chordata, Actinopteri, Labriformes, Labridae. The record is from RefSeq and is a predicted model, not a curated record.